This is a messenger RNA of Paramecium pentaurelia, 468 nucleotides long. The record is from the annotation of a GenBank genome assembly. Lineage: Eukaryota; Ciliophora; Oligohymenophorea; Peniculida; Parameciidae.
AUGGAUAACAGUUCGUAAGAAGAAGAGGAUAAGAAUUAGAAAACAUUAGAUGAAUAUUCUAAUUAAUUAUUAUUUCCAUCUUUAGGAUUAUCCUGUCAUUCAACCUUCUUAACUACCUAUUCUAUCGAUACUUGCUUCACUCUCUCUAAAGAAGUUCAACCUACUAUAUUUUAAUUAGAAUCACAAACGAUUCCAUAAAAGAAUACUAGAAAAAAUAUUCUAAAGAAUUCAAAAAGCAUUAGAAGAAAAACUAAGUAAAAUUAGAAAACUAAAAAUAUUGUCAAUAAAGUUCUUAAUGAAAUAUAGGAUCUAAUAUAAUAAAUUAAUUCACAUCAUCCUUUUUAUCAUACCUAAUAUGUAUAAAAGUUGAAAUCAUUGAUUGAAAAUCUAGAAAAUCUGUUAGGAAAUAUGAAACAUCAACUACUAGUUUAAAUUAAAGAAUAAGACUUCCAAAUCGAUAAAUAAUGA